CAGUCGUCGAGUGAGUGACGUGCAGAUAGAGAGCGGGACCAGCCCUCCCGUCGCCAUUUUUCUCUCUAACCCCUCGCACUUCUGGUUUCUUGAGCGAGCGGACGACAGAACCGAAAAAAAUAAAUAAAUAAAAAAUAACGGCAAGUUUCGGGGAAAAGACUCGUCCGGUCGGGAUGCUUCGCCGGCGGUAAGGGAAUGCGGCUCUUGAGAUGCACCAGCGGCGGACUAACGGCGGUUCUGAAGUCACUUUUUGUGUGAAGACGUGUUGGGGGCCGCCAUUUUUUCCCUGCGCUGCCUCUGAAGUCUGCUCGAACCCGAGAGAGGGAACUCGCAGACCCGUUUCCGUGCCUUACCGUUAAGUCGAGCGGAUUUAAAGUAGCUAUCCGUGUUUCCCAACCGGGAGGGGGGCUAAAGGUUGGCCUUUUUUGUGUGUGUGUGUGCACAGGAAUGAGGUUUUCCUCAGACAAAAACCAAGAGACCACCUUUUCCGCUUUUAAAUUAACUGACACUGACCGGAGGAGGUAAUUAUUUGAAGCCUUGGGUUUUUUUUUUUUCUUUCUUUCUCGGAAGGCGGAACGAAAAGGAGGAAGCUUAAUUGAUCAUUUCUUGCUUCGGCCUUCUUUGUGUUUUUUUUCUUCUCCCCUUUCGUAAGUUGAUAAUUUUCUCGAUUCUCUGCCACUUGGAAGCCGAGACAAUAUGCUCCAAAGUUGGAUCGAGUCAGUCUUCGCCUGCUCCUAAACACGCCAGGCUAAUUUUUUAUUUAUUUAUUUUUCUUUCUUUUUUUUUUUUUAAUCAGGUCGACGAAGCCUUCGUUGCUUCUGCAGAAAUCAGUCGGAAAACCGCACAAGACAAGGGCGGCGAAUGCCCUGCCCUGCACCUACUGAAUCAUUCACUUUGGAUCGACGCUGAAAUCUUUUUUUUUUUUUUUAAUUCAGUUUCGUUUUUAUAACUUAUUUUUGUGAGUUUUUUUGUUAUUGUUGUUGAUCCCCCGGAGAGGUACAGACAUGUCAACGGCUCGGUUUGACUCGUGCGAUCGGUCCGCCUGGUAUUUCGGACCCGUUUCCCGGCAGGAGGCACAGAACAGGUUGCAGGGACAGAGGCACGGCAUGUUUCUCGUCCGGGACUCGUCCACCUGCCCGGGCGACUAUGUCCUCUCGGUGUCGGAGAACUCCAAAGUCUCUCACUAUAUCAUCAACUCGUUGCCCAGCAAGAAGUUCAAGAUAGGCGACCAGGAGUUUGACAACCUCCCGGCUCUCCUGGAGUUCUACAAGAUCCACUAUCUGGACACGACUACUCUAAUAGAGCCUGCCCCCAGGUACCCCAGCACCAUCACCGCACCCAUCCAGACCAUGGUGGGCCCCGAGGAGAACCAGGAGUACGUGCGGACGUUAUACGACUUCACGGGCAGCGACGCCGAAGACCUCCCCUUCAAAAAGGGGGAGGUUCUCAUCAUCCUGGAGAAGCCGGAGGAACAGUGGUGGAGCGCCAAGAACCGGGAGGGCCGCGUUGGGAUGAUCCCCGUCCCGUACGUGGAGAAAUUGGUCCGACCGCCGCCCCACCCCGGCCAGCCCACCCACGGCUCGCGUAACUCCAACAGCUACGGCAUCCCGGAGCCCGCCCACGCCUACGCCCAGCCCCAGACGUCUUCUCCGCUGCCCCCCGGCACAACCGGAGCAGUUAUCAACCCCCUACCGUCCAUGCAGAACGGCCCCGUCAUCGCGAAGGCCAUCCAGAAACGAGUGCCUUGUGCCUACGACAAAACGGCUCUUGCUCUAGAGGUCGGCGACAUCGUCACAGUCACGCGGAUGAACAUCAGCGGUCAGUGGGAGGGGGAGGUGAACGGACGCAAGGGCCUCUUCCCCUUCACGCACGUCAAAAUCAUAAACCCCCAGAAUCCAGAAGAGAGUGACUGAGGCGGGGGGGGCGGGGGGGGGCUCGGCCGCAGCCUCUCGGCGGCACUGCCGUGUUCCUGAACCCGCUGGCCCGUCGCUACCUGUCCCGCCGGUGUCGGGUUAUGUGCUUGCCUGCUUUGAGAGGAGAGGCGGGGGGGGGGGGCUAUACCAUAACAGCUAACCCCCCCCACCACCACCACCUCUGUUGCCGCCAGCCUGUGCAAAGGCUUCCUGACUGUUUACAGCUGUGGACACCAGACUUAAAUUAAGAACACGACCUAACCCCUCGCUAGUUCCCUUUUUUUUUUUUUUUGAAGCAAUUUCCCAUUAUUUUCAUCACUGGGCAUCAGUGUGAGUGUGUUAGUAUGUUAAAGUGCAUGUGAGCGCGCUCACAGCGGAUUUCUCCCGCCUUGCUGUCACAACACGUCAGUCCUCUCAGACUCUGAAUAUUUGUCAUGUCAGCUAAUUAUUUUAUUUUUGUUUUGCUUCUGAAACUUUUUUUUUUGUUGAUGUGAGAAUGCGUGUAUGCGCAGAAAAAUUGGGUGCAGCAGCAUCCGUCUGGAUUUAGGAGAGCACUGAGGCACCGAGGAGCUGGCCAGCCGGUGAAAUGACAUUACUGCAAACAAUCAAGUCACUGUUGUACCUUAGCUGUGGGCUAAUUGGUCAUGGGGUUAGACGAUUUUAUUUCAUUUUAUUUCUUUUUUUUUUUUUCUUUAUGCGUGUGUUUAGCGAUGCUUGGAAUGUGUCAGUAGAAGCAAAAAAAAAAAAAAAAAACAGAGGUAGGUUUCUGGAAAGAUUUUAUUAUCGACCACGUUCUCCAAAUCUCCCUUACCGGCGAACCAAUUUAUUUAUGCUGGAGAGGAACAACGAGGCCAAAAUGUCCACCUGGUUCCUGUAUGAGAAGAUGGAUUACCCCAACCACCACCCCCCCCCUUCCCCCAACUCCUCUGGUUUUGAGACAUGAGUGCCUGUUUGAGGGCAACUCGUGUCCACUUCUUGAAAAUGGCUUCAGUGCUAACAGAACCUACAAGGAAAAUAAUUUUUUUUAUUUAAUUAUGUUUUUUUUUUUUUUUUUUUUUUUUUUUUUUGCAAAAAAAGAAGUGCCAAGCAUUGAGCUGAGCGGUCCAGAUCAGCACCUACACUAGCAUCUGACGACCAGGCAAAUUGUACAAAUGAAGUGUGGCGUCCCGAAUUUUCAAUGGCACAGCUAAUGAAGUCCCAUCAUUGCCUUUCGAAGUGAAAUGAUUCUCUUACCUUCUCCUUUUAAUGUGCUAAUCAUGUUCAGUUGACCUUGUUUUUUCUCCUUUUUUUUUUCUGCACAUCUAAAUGACCCCCUCCGGAUUUAACGCUGCAGAUUUCUGCCGUGAACCCAAACGAUUACCCCCCCUCCGUCUCUUCUCCUCGCUGCACACCGUUCAGACCGACGCUCGGCCAAAUACUCGACGGAUGUUGUGCAGCUUACGACUGUAACUUCUUCCCCCUUCUUCUUUUUGGUCAGUUUUAAAUCGAGCAUUUUAAAAAUGAGCGACGUUAUUUAAAGGGUGACUCACUAAAAAGGGAAAGAACGCCUGCUGGUUGCCAACGUGCGUGACCUCUCGGCCGGGGUCGGAGGCCUCGCCUGGUCAUAUGCUGCUUCUUCUCAUUUAUCUCAUUAAGCAAAGUUUCUCUGUUGUUGUUUUUUUUUUUAUAUUAAAUCCUGAAUGGGUUUUCUUUCUUGUCAGGAAUAUUUAAAACUAGUCAAGCAAUACACCCUGAUUACUUCCCUGUGAGAUGACCUUUUUUUUUUCUCUCUCUCUUUUUGCUUAUUUUGUAAUGGCAUUAACAGUAUUACUGUGCUUUCUCCCCCCCCUCCCCCUCAUAAUUUUAGCAAAGCCUGUCCUUCAAAAGAAAAAAAAAAUCUAAAAUUGUGCCUUUUUAUUUUCUAAUACCAUUUACAUGUGUUAAUAUUUCCCAUGGUUAACACCUGUGCUGGUUAUGUACAGAACAAGUAAAUAAAAUUUAUGUCUACUUCUCUAA
Fundulus heteroclitus (mummichog) is the source of this 3908-nucleotide messenger RNA. RefSeq names its product v-crk avian sarcoma virus CT10 oncogene homolog-like (gene crkl). Gene Ontology annotation, biological process: positive regulation of ERK1 and ERK2 cascade. The record is from RefSeq and is a predicted model, not a curated record. Lineage: Eukaryota; Metazoa; Chordata; Actinopteri; Cyprinodontiformes; Fundulidae. The coding region runs from base 1005 to 1913 and encodes 302 amino acids. Gene Ontology annotation, molecular function: protein binding. The transcript has 3 exons.